AUGUCACACGCUGUCGGGAGCUUGUCCCGCGUCAUCGGGAUCUUCGCGUGCGGCCCGCGGAAGAGGCUCACCUUAUAUGUAGUGCUGAUGGGGUUUGCACUCUUCUCUCUUUUCGUCUUCAGUGUCACUCACUUCCAACUGCCGCGUGAGAAUGAAAUGGAACAGCACAUAACGGAAAUGCAGGCGAGUCUAGACUUCCUGGAGUCACAGUAUCGCUCGCGGCAGGAAGACGUCAUUGCGUUGCAGGGCAAGUUAGUGGUCCGGGAGGAUUUCCGAGGGAUUACGUCUGCAGAUGGUGCCCACAUGUCCGCACUGUCGCCUGAAGUGGUGGCGCUGCUGAAAAACAUGACAGGGUCACGGGCUGCUGCAGGUGUUUUACCAAAGAACCUUCAACCACUACGGGUCCCGUUCGUGUACCAACUUCUUCCUCAUCUCAUGAACGAUCCAUUCAGUUUGAGGCCAGCCUACCAUAUGCGAGUUGGCAAUUUGUUCGCAGACAUAGUGCUGGGUAUACCCACUGUAAAGAGGGAUAAGGAAAGCUACCUCUUAGCAACACUCACACAUUUAGUGGAGGGCCUCACUGAUAAUUACAAAAAUUCGACUUUAAUCGUUGUUAUGAUUGGUGAAACAAAUUUGGAGUAUGUCAUCAAUACAGCAAGGCAAAUUGAAUCUAUGUUUCCAAAACAAGUGGAAGGUGGUUUAAUAGAAGUCAUUUCACCAACGGCAACGUACUACCCUGAUUUAGAUACUUUGCCUAAUACCCUCGGAGACUCGCCCAAGAGAGUCAGAUGGCGAACAAAACAGAACCUUGACACUAUAUACUUAAUGGCAUACGCACAAAGCAAGGGAACCUACUAUAUGAUGCUUGAAGACGAUGUUGUCGCGAAGAAAAAUUACAUGCAGGAUAUCAAGGAAUUCACGGCCGCUACAACCGUGAAAAUUCCAGACUGGUUCUUCAUUGAGUACUGUCACGUGGGUGGUAUUGGGAAACUGUUCAGGUCGUCGGACUUGGCUCACUUCAUUAUAUACGUACAACUGUUUUACAACAACAUGCCGAUUGACUGGCUCCUGGAGAGUUACCUGGCCGACCGCGUGUGUACCAUCGACAAGACAUCGAAAGCAUGUAGCCAAAAUAAGUUACAAAUUCGACCAAAGUAUAAAACAUCCUUGUUCCAACACAUUGGACUGUAUUCUUCCCUCAAAGGCAAGAUACAAAAGAUUAAGGAUUCUCAGUUCGGUGCAGUGCCAACUUUUUACCCUCACACUAACCCCCCACUUGAUAGUAUCCGUACAUCUAUAGAGGAGCACUCUGAUCACACCUUGAAGAGAGCUUAUGAAGGUCAGACCUAUUUUUGGGGAGUGAAGCCUAAAAAAGGAGACAUUAUGGAGUUUUGGUUCGAAAAACCUAUAAUUCUUGAAAGCUAUACAUUCCGAAGUGGCAACGUUGAACAUAUAUCCGAUAAAAUAUACGAUUGUUCAGUAGAAGUGUUGCCAGUUGCUGGAAAUUUUACUCAAGUGGGGGAGUUUGAUGAAUUUGGCCUCUGUGACGGGGAAAUAAAAAAGGAUAUAGGUUAUAUAACCGCUUUACGGCUACGGAUGACCAAAGAUUCACUCUACUGGGUUAUCCUGAGCGAGAUUGAGCUCAAGCCGCAAACGGGUGAGUCCAGGUGACGUUUCCCAAAAAGUCAUUGGGAUAAGUUCAUCAGGCGACUUAUGAAACGAACAUAGACUCCCGACUGGAUGUCGUCAAAUUGUUAGUACGUAAAUGUGUAUUUAGAUGGUAGUUUUAAUCAUUUAUAACUUAGUUAUAGAAUGUUAGAUUUAAGAGGCUCUUAUCCGUUAAAUUUUUAUUUGAAAUAAUCAUAAUACUAGAAUGUUCCUAUCUACAGGUUGUCCAUUUU
Messenger RNA from Achroia grisella, 1901 nucleotides. Its product is annotated as alpha-1,3-mannosyl-glycoprotein 4-beta-N-acetylglucosaminyltransferase A-like. Gene Ontology annotation, biological process: protein N-linked glycosylation. Bases 1 to 1671 code for a protein of 556 amino acids. Lineage: Eukaryota; Metazoa; Arthropoda; Insecta; Lepidoptera; Pyralidae. The transcript has 11 exons. The record is from RefSeq and is a predicted model, not a curated record. Gene Ontology annotation, cellular component: endoplasmic reticulum-Golgi intermediate compartment; Golgi stack; endoplasmic reticulum. Gene Ontology annotation, molecular function: acetylglucosaminyltransferase activity.